AUGAUAAAAGAGGACAACAAGCUGGAGUCGGCCGUCAGCUUGAGCCGUACUUCAUCAUCUCUCGCUUUCUUUUCAGGCCCAGUGGCAGUGAUUAGUGGUGAGGAAGACUCUGCAAGCCCUCUUCAUCAUGUCAACCAUGGAAUCGUCAGCCCCUGUACCCUGGACCCUGGCUCUGAUGCUGUGGUCAUCGGUAUGACCAGAAUCCCCGUCAUAGAGAACCCGCAGUAUUUCAGACAUGGACACAACUGCAACAAACCCACCACCUAUGUUCAACACAUUAAGCGACGCGACAUCGUUUUGAAGAGGGAACUUGGAGAAGGAGCUUUUGGAAAAGUCUUUCUUGCUGAAUGUUACAACCUGAGUCCCACCAAGGACAAGAUGCUAGUGGCUAUCAAGACCCUGAAAGACCCCACUCUCGCAGCCAGGAAGGAUUUCCAGCGUGAGGCUGAGCUGCUGACCAACCUUCAGCAUGAGCACAUAGUGAAGUUUUAUGGUGUGUGCGUGGACGGCGACCCUCUCAUCAUGGUCUUUGAGUACAUGAAACACGGAGAUCUAAAUAAGUUCCUCAGAGCCCACGGGCCCGACGCCAUGAUCCUGGUGGAUGGACAACCUCUACAGACCAAUGGGGAGCUGGGUCUGUCCCAGAUGCUCCACAUAGCCAGUCAGAUCACAAACGGGAUGAUCUACUUGGCAUCUCAACACUUUGUGCACCGUGAUCUGGCAACGAGGAACUGUCUGGUGGGGAAUGGACUCCUGGUAAAAAUAGGAGACUUUGGCAUGUCCAGAGAUAUUUACAGCACAGACUAUUACAGGGUGGGAGGUCACACCAUGCUGCCUAUCCGUUGGAUGCCCCCGGAAAGCAUCAUGUACAGGAAGUUCACAACAGAGAGUGACGUGUGGAGCUUCGGAGUCAUCCUGUGGGAGAUCUUCACCUACGGCAAGCAGCCGUGGUUUCAGCUCGCUAACAACGAGGUAAUCGAGUGCAUUACUCAGGGCAGGGUACUGGAACGCCCCAGGCUCUGUCCCAAAGAGGUCUACGAUAUUAUGCUGGGCUGCUGGCAGAGAGAGCCGCAACAGCGCCUCAACAUUAAGGACAUCCAGAAGAUGCUGUUUACUUUGAUGAAAGCCACACCGGUCUAUCUGGACAUACUGGGAUGAAACUGGAUACAAGAGAGGGGGAAAAAAAAAAGAAACUGGGCAUAUUUUAGUUUGGACAAGAUCAUUACUGAAUGAGAAAUGAGUACGAUGGAGUAGAAGGAAAUGGAUCGCCCUGGAGCCAAAGUCUGGAGGGGACUCACGUCAGAGUCUGUGAUGGAACCGUCUUAUUCAGAAUUUGGGGAAUGAACUCGACCUUGUAUCAGGUCGCCUGAUAUAUGAGCAUUGAUGUGAUGUUAUUAAAGUGGAGGGAUGCUAAUUUAGCUGGCUUGUUACACUACGUUACAUCAUGAUGUGAAGGAAAUGAAAGGAAGAGGGUCUUGGGACGAACUCACGUGAUCGGGUCUGCGUUUGCGUUGUUAUGACUUUCUUCUUUUCAAAUGAAACAACUGAAAGGCCUUGACAGCGAUGAGUGUAUUACAUCAAACAAAGGUGAACUGUGUGAAUCCAAAUGUAUAAAUCUGCUGUAGUUUCCCCACGUCAGCCUGUCAUGAUCCGUACGCUCUUUUGUAGUUUUUGAUGAAGCCGGGCAGAGUCCUACUGGACUGGUGUCUGCUUGGUCUGAUCUGAAUCACCCCGCCCUUCACCUCGUCUGAAACACCCUGCUCUCACUUGUGGCAUCAUAAAGUAAAGGAGUGUGUGGGGGUGGGGGCGUGUCAAAUUCACACAAACCAUUCUUGAACUACUGCUGUUUGGUGGAGAGAGUCAGAUCUGCACAAAGACUCAUCCGUUCAUAUUUUCACCUUAAUCAUUUCUCUGCUCCACUUAGAAAGUUGUCAAAAUCUAGAAAUCAGUUGGUUUUGAAACCACUUUGUUUACCCAGAUGUUUAGGAAAACAAACAGACUGUACCUGGAAAUGGCCAUAAAUGCACUCUGUUUAUUGGUGCUUCCCUGUAGGUUUGGGGAAUACAGACAGUAUUUUGUUUGAGCAAAAAUGGAGGCAACGGGAAGCAGUGCUGCUGCAGAUGUCGCUGGCAUGUAACAGUUGUAACAGUUGUAACAGUUUCCAAGAGGUAAACAAACAUCUCAAGCUACCUGGCCUCACUGCUUUUGUUAGCAGCUUUUAUUCCAGGAGGUACAAUGCUACACAAGGAGAAGGCGGAAGUUAUAUUUUAGCCUCAUGUGACGACCAGGUUGAACGAUAUACUGCUCUAUUUACAGGCAACACCGACCGUAGUCCGUCAAAGCCAUCCUCGCUAAGGUUUAGCUAGCCUCAAGGAGGUCUCGGUUUAGGGGAGUAACGCUGUAGAGAAGUGUAUCCCAGCCUUUUUUUUUAACCACAGCACAUAUUAUAAAUCGGAAAAUCCCCACCACCAAACAGAGAUAUUUAUAAGGAA
Molecule: messenger RNA, 2492 nt
Organism: Cynoglossus semilaevis (tongue sole)
Lineage: Eukaryota; Metazoa; Chordata; Actinopteri; Pleuronectiformes; Cynoglossidae
Product: NT-3 growth factor receptor-like
Exons: 7
Coding region: 1-1158 (385 amino acids)
Biological process (GO): protein phosphorylation; positive regulation of neuron projection development; cell surface receptor protein tyrosine kinase signaling pathway
Cellular component (GO): signaling receptor complex; axon; plasma membrane
Molecular function (GO): ATP binding; neurotrophin receptor activity; neurotrophin binding
Source: RefSeq, a predicted model, not a curated record